Messenger RNA from Chironomus riparius, 2709 nucleotides. The record is from the annotation of a GenBank genome assembly. NCBI's taxonomy places the organism in Eukaryota, Metazoa, Arthropoda, Insecta, Diptera, Chironomidae.
CCUUUCACUUCACAUCUCACAAAUCUUCAAUAUGAAUGAAUGAAAGAAGAAAUGCUGGAAGUUUAUAAAAUGUAUAGGCCUUGGCAAUGAAAUCUUCACUUCGUUUCAAACCGUCCGAUCGUAAAGUUGUAAAAUAGUAUUUCCAUUCUUUUAUUUCUGUUUGUUUCUGCACAUUUCAUUUUUAUUAUUAAUUUUAUUAUUCGCACGAAAAUCUCGCGGUCAUUUGAUUUUCAUCAUUCGUUGAUUCAACAGCUAUUAAGGAGUCAUAAAGAACCUCCUCAACAAAUUUCUCGUGUGGUUCAUUAAUUAAAAUAAAAUCGUGGCAAUCAAAUUAAGCAGGAAGAAGAAAGAAAAGUUUUUUUAAGUGCAAAAAAGAAUUAAAAAUCAGCAAAGUGUGGAACAAGCGAGCGUAAAGCUGUAUUUUGUGCUCGAUAUUAACGACUCAUGAAUUAAAAAAAAUCAGCAACUGUGUGGUACGAGAAAAACCUUUGUGCAUUACAAAAAAGAAUCAAUUGAGUUGAAAAAUAAUAAUUUUUUGAUAAGUGAACGAACCAGAAAAAAAGAAAAGAUUUUUUAAUUCUCAAACGGAUGCAUUUUUAAAAGACUUCUCACGACUCUUUAGACACAUUGCAUAUUGAGGAGUCAACGACAAUUGUUAUGAAUUAAAUUCAAUUGAAUUGGAUGCAAAAAAAAAGAAAUAAAGAAAGAAAAGUAGGAAGUCAAAUAUAAAAGGAGAACGAAGUGGAAUUAAAAAAUAUUUUUGCAAUACAAUAGAAUUAGAAAAGAAGAAGGAAAAGAAAUAAAAUUCUUGCCCUAAGUGAUCUCAAUAAAUUAAAAACCAUCACAAUAAUUUAGUGCACUCAAUUCAAUAAUUCAGUAAAAAGGAAGAAGAGAAAGCAGAACAGAAUCAUCAUGUUAAAAUUUAUCAUCAUUUCAACAUUUUUAUUGCUGCAAUUUGUUUAUGCUCUUGAUUCAAACCCGACAGUCAUAGAAGGAAGUCAAAAUGCUAAUAGGGAAAUGAAAGCUAUAUCAUCAAACUGUCCACGAUUAUGUCCACCAGCAGAGGAUCAAGAACCCGUAUGUGGUACAGACGGAAUUAUUUAUGCAAAUUCUUGUGAAUUGAAAAAGAAAACAUGUACGAAAGGAAAUAUAAAUGCGAUUAAAGAAGAUCCAGAGGGCUGUGAGCGUUCAAAAGGAUCACAAUGCAAUCACAAAUGUCCAUCGGAAAAAGAUUUAGUGUGCGGUACAGACAGUAGAACUUAUUUAAAUCGUUGCAUGUUGGCUGUUCAAGCAUGUAGAGUAGGAAAAGCAGCUGUAUCGUUAGCACACAUGGGCUCAUGCUUAAACGGUUCAGUUAUUCGUGAGUCUUGCCCCGUCGAUUGUAACAGCGCUCCCCAAGAUGGGCCAGUUUGUGCAUCAGAUGGAAAUGUAUACAACUCAACAUGUCAAAUGAAAUUGAUCACGUGUGGGCAAGGUGUUGUAAGAACAAGCAGAAAACAUUGUCAAAGUACAAGAAAUUGUCGAGAGUCAUGUUGGAGAGUUGCUCGUCCAACGUGUGGUUCAGAUGGUAGAUUAUAUGCUAGUCCCUGUAAAAUGCGAUCAUCAAAUUGCGGCAAGCAUGUUUUUGAGGUGCCAAUUUCCUUCUGUAUGUCACAACAAGAGAGAACUGGAAGCUUCAGUAGUUAUUAUCAAGGUGAUUGUCCUAAAGCAUGCGACGGAAUUGAAGAAAAGUACGUCUGUGGCAGUGACGGAAGCGUCUACACUUCAGAGUGUGAACUCAAAAUGCUUAAUUGCGGAAGUCAAAAGAAAAAUAUUCAAGUAGUUCCGAUCGAGAAAUGUCAAAAGAAAAUGGACAGGUGUAAGAAGAACACAGAAAUCGCAUGCAAGAGUCAAAAGAAGCAGAAUUCAUUCUUUGGAAAAGAAGAUACAAUUUGCGGAACUGACUCCAAAACAUAUGCCAAUGAAUGUGAAUUACAAAAGGCUACAUGUUUGCGAGGUGUUCAGAUGGCACAUAUUGGAAGUUGUUCGAAAUUAAGCAACGAGCAUGCAUGUGAGGCAUGUACAGAUGAUGAUUAUGAAUUGCAACCGAUUUGUGCAUCGAAUGGUCAAGUCUAUCAGAAUAAAUGCGAGAUGAAGCAGCAAACUUGUGGGCUUCAUGUUGUACCUGUAUCAUUACAAAACUGCCCAAAGACUCAAUUCUGCGAUGUCGAUUGUGACUCAUUGAACGGUCAACAACCAAGUUACAUUUGUGGUUCUGACAAUAAGCUAUACAAGUCUGAGUGUCAUAUGAGAAAAGAGAAUUGUGGAAAGCAUGUAUUCAUUGUGCCAAUUAAGAGAUGUCUCACAGCAUUCACAUUCAAAGGUUGUGCAACAAUCUGCCCACAAGAAUAUGAUCCUGUAUGUGGAACCGAUGGUAAAACAUAUUCAAAUGAAUGCUUUCUUUCCAUUGAGAGAUGCCGAACGAAAAAUAAUAUUAUGAAAAAAUAUAUGGGACCUUGUGGAAGGCCUGAAAAACAAUCAGUAAAUUAUUUAUAUUAGGAGUAUAAUUAGAAAUAGGAAUAUUUAUUUUUGUUAAAUGACAUAAAAACGAACAUGUACUUUAAAUUAAAAAUGGACAUUAUUUAUUUGACAAAUUAUUUCCAAUUGAUUUUAUUUUCAGUGAAAAUUUUAUAAAGAAAAAAUUAAUAAAUAAAUAAACUACAAAAUUAA